GUUCUCAACAAGCCGUGAGUAAACUGAGGAUUUCCCGGCUGAAAGGACUCAGUGUCUGCCUGUCCCCGGCCCAGAAAUGAAAGAGAGUUUCAGCCGAUCCUCAUUGUGGGGCCUGCUGAAAAAGCAGCCCGGGUCGCCCCGGCCAGCCCCGGCCAGCCCCGGCGUCCUGAAUCGGAGCCCUGUGCGCGCCAGGCCGGGCCGCGCGCCCGGGUUGCAGGAUGGCGUGCCCAGGCCAGCCCAUCUGCGGCCGCGGGCCGGCGGGGAGGAAGCGUCCCUGGGGAUGAAUGGGGCUUUGUUCGUAGGCAGCCGCGGCUACCCUCUGCAGGCCCGGCCCGCACAACAGAAGCUGUAUGCAAGAGGAAUGGAAAUGAGCCUCAGGCCCUGCCGAAGGAGCCCCAUCCCCUUCCCUGCGCGGGGCUGAGGAAUGCUGGCCAGCCGGAAAGGAACCCUCGCUGGGAACGCCGCUCUCGCGCCUCUGAAACCCCAUUGAGAAGAACCCUUUGAUGCAAUUAAAGCACAUUUCAUUGCAGGCCUGGGAGGAGGGAACGACCGGCAAGCUUUUUUCUGUCUCGGACGUGUGUGUGCACCUUUGUGGGCUGGGUUACUUAGAGACCAGGUGGGAACUUGAGCUCCCUCUCUCGCAGACGUUCUGUAACAUCAGAAAAGCGUACCCAUAAACAGAUUGGUUUUCACCAGGGGUGGAACCCAAUUUGGACACGAUCCAGGCUGACCUGCAGGCCGGGGUUCCUACUUUGAAAGGCUCUUUGGUGCGCCUUACACCCACCUUCCCUGCUGUAAAGGUUUAGGCGGAAAAGAAAUUGCGUUUGCAGGAGGAAGUUGUUUCUGAGGUUACUGCUCAGCGUUUUCCAUUUUCUCAGUGGUGGGGUGGGCCGUGUCGCAUAUCCAGAAGUGAUGUCACAGCCAGACCUGCAAAAUGAUGUAACCUGCAAGUGUUGAAGGACGACGAUGGGACAGCUAUUUUGAUACUCGUAUUAUUUUAUAACAUUUCCCUACUUUUUCCACUGAGACAACUGUGGGACCUCAGAAAAUCCACAUAGCCUCUCUGAACUUAGUAUUUUUUGUAUGUUAAAAUGAAUAUCACAAAGCCAGAGAACGAAUGUGAUGAAGUUCUGGUGCUUGUGGAAUUCUUUCUAAGUUGGAGGUGGACACUUUAUAUACCUGCACAGGUGGAAGAUAUGUGGGUAAACGAAAAGAUCCUAUUGGGACCUCUAUUUGGUUGACUUUGUGUCACUUUUUACUAGGGCUAAUUGUCUAAUGUCUCUUUCCACUAGUGUAUGCCUCCUUGAGAACGUGAACCUUUAAACAAUAACAACAAUAACAACAACAAAACGAAGACAGACUCCUGUCUGCUCUCCCAGGCUAGAGUGCAGCGUGCAAUGGCAGCCUACAGUAAGGCAGAAUUCCUGGCCUCAAGCUAUCCUCCCGCCCCACCGUGGCCUCCUGAAGGGCUCCGAUUACAGGAGGGAGCCACUGCACCCAGCCAAACCUGUCUUUUAUUCUGUAUCUCCUGUGCCCAGAGCGGUCACUGGCCCUGAUAAGGGCUCAACAAAUAUGUUGAGUGAAUGAACGAAUACAUUCAGGAGUGUAGGGAUUGAUACUAA
Molecule: messenger RNA, 1622 nt
Organism: Nomascus leucogenys (northern white-cheeked gibbon)
Lineage: Eukaryota; Metazoa; Chordata; Mammalia; Primates; Hylobatidae
Exons: 1
Coding region: 77-421 (114 amino acids)
Source: RefSeq, a predicted model, not a curated record